CUCCAGGUGCUGGCGGGCACAGAGAGCAGAGGUGGCUACCCCAGGGCUGUGACUGAGGGACCCUGGGGACAGGAAUGUCCCCAGCAUGGCCCAGGACAGGAACGAGGGACACGGGACACGGCUGAGGGGACAGUGAUGGAAGCAGGGUCUGGAAGCAGAGGUGUGAGCUGGACUGCUGAGUUAACUCUGUGAGGGAAUGGCAGUGCAACUCAGAGCUGCGGGGCGGGGAGGAACAUAAACUUUGCAGGAUGAGGAGGUGACGGUGGAAGACCAGCCCUGAAGCCGCUGAGGGGAGGGAAAAGGCGAGGCCGGGGUGGAGAGGCCUCGGCCCUGAGGGGCAGCCCGCCAUGUUGUUUGGCGUCUCCAUAGUAACGGCCGUGCCGGCGCCGCCAUGUUGUUUACCGUCACCACGGCAACGCCGCCAUCUUGUUUGGCGUCCCCACAGCAGCGCUCCGGGCCGGGCCGGGGCCAUGGCGGGCACGGGGCGGCUGCACGACCUGGACCUCAGCGCCGAGGAGGCGGAGCGGCUCCAGCGCGCCUUCCGCGACGAGCGGUUCCGCGAGCUCUUCGCAGAGUUCGCGGCCGAGCUCAAUGACCCCGAGCAACGCCGGCUGUACGAGGAGGAGGUGGCGGCGCUGGAGCGGGAGCGCGGCGUGGAGGUGCGCUUCGUGCACCCGACACCGGGCUUCGUGCUGCGGACCAGCCAGGAGGGCUCCCGCCGCUGCUACAUCAAUGUCUGCAGCAACGCGCUGAUGGGAGAGCCGCGGGCCCGCGCCGAGCGCGGCGGGCAGCGCUGGGAGCUGCCCUACAGCCUGGCCCCGGGCCGCGAGGAGCUGCGCCCCGCCGGCCGCCGCCGCCUCCUGUACGACGUGGUGUUCCACCCCGCCGCGCUGCGCCUGGCCGCCCGCAGCGCCCGCUUCCGCCGCCUGCUCUGCGACACGGCGCUGGAGGCCGUGGAGAACAACUGCGGGGUGCGGCUGGACCGCAACAACGCCACCGUCCUGCGGGGAGUCUCCUACAAGGGCGUCCCGCAGGCGCCCGUCAUCCGCUCCCCGCUGCCCGGCGGCGCCCCAAAGCCGCCCGACGACGGCGAGUCCCCGCUGCCGCCCUUCCCCUUCCCGCCCGCCGCCCCUCCAAAGCCGCCCGCCGCCGGAGCCUCCCCGCCCGCCGCGGCCCCGCCGCCCUCCGGCCCCACCACGCCGCGCUGGAGCAUCCGCCACCGCUCCUACGUGGACCUGCAGGACUACCGGCACUGCCGCGACUCAGCGCCCAGCCCGGUGCCGCGGGAGCUGGUGGUGACGGUGGAGCUGCCGCUGCUGCGCUCCGCCGAGCAGGCGGAGCUGGAGAUCCGCGGGCGGGAACUGCGGCUGGACUCGCAGCGUCCCGCCUACCGCCUGCGGCUCCGCCUUCCUUACGACGUGGACGAGAGCGGCGGGCGGGCGGCCUUCAACCGGGCCCAGCGGCAGCUGCAGGUCACGCUGCCCGUGCUGCUGCCCCGGGAACCGGCGGCCCCGGGCGGGGAGCGGCUGGAGGGGGCCGAGCCCGCUGCCGAGGGUCCGGCGGAGGCGGGGCCGGCGGGGGCACGGCCGGCAGAGGCGGGCGGCGGAGCGGCUCCUCCCCCGGAACUCGGCCCUGGCGGCGCGGCCCGGAGCACGUGUGAGCCACUGGCCGAACCCCUCGGUGACCCACGGUGUGAUCCUCCUGUAGAACCACUCUGUGAUCCGCCCGCUGAUCCCCUCACUGCACCCUCGGGUGAACCCCCGGUUGAUCCAACCUCUGAACCCUUUGCUGAACCCCCCGCUGAAGCUGCCACUGAUCCAACCUCCGAACCCCCUGCUGGUCCAAUCACUGCCCCCCCCUCCGAACCCGUUGAUCCACCCGCAGAACCACCCACCGAGCCCCCCGACCCGCCUUUUCCCCGCUCCGGUGCCAUCUCCGAGCCAGCCAUGCCCACCGGGGACACCCCUCCGCUGCCCUCCGAGGGCCACCCCCUCCAGACGGCCACAUGCCCUCCCUUCCGUGCCCGGCAGGACGAGGCAUCCCUCACCCUGCUCCUGCAGGUGCCCGGGAUCCAGCCCCAGAGCUUCCACGGGGAUGUGGGCACCCAGCACUACCGCCUCCGCUUCUGCACGGCCAGCGCCGCCUUCGCGCUGUUCGUGCGGGUCCCUCCCGGGGCCGCGCUGCUGUGCCCCGAGAGCAGCGUCAGCGUCUCUGCCCACAGCGCCGUGGUGCGGCUCGCCAAGGCCCCCGGCAGCACCGGCCUCUGGGACAAGUUCAGCUUCGGCCUGGAGCCCUCGGCUCUGCAGGAAAGAUUGUUUGUCAGUGAGGAGAACGUUGAUGGAUUUCUAGGCACUGCUUUGUGCCCUUCCCCUUGCUCCCAAUCAGCACUGGAAAGGCAGCCAUUAAUUGAAGUGCUGGAUGUUACUGAGGACAGAAUUCAAAUCAGGGUGGAGCCACCGGAACGCGAUGGAGAAGAAACACUUGGCAGCUCAGGGGAAGCCCUUGCUGGAAAGUCCGACAGCAACUACCCCGAAACAAAGACAGAAACAAAGUGUCCUGCAGCCGAGGGACGUGCUGCAGGAUCCAGCCCAGCUCCCACAGCUGGAACAAUAGGAAAAGCAGGCCGGGGUUCACACCAUUGUUUGCAGCGCGAACCUCCUGCCACCAGUUCAGCGAUUCCUGGCGGGUCUGGGAGAAAGGAGCCCGAUUUAGAAAGUGCUGCUGCAGCAGGAGACACAGCCCCAGCCCCAGGAGAACCAGAAGGGCCAGGGGGUGAGGAUGGGGAGGCUGGGCCGGGGCUCAGCAGGGCAGGAUCCCCGGUCCUGCGGGAGGUGAACCCCGAGGACGGCAGCGUGCGGAUCCUGCGCGACCACCGAACGCGCUGCCCCGUCCAGUUCCACAACCCCCUGCUCUAUCAGCUGGAUUAGUUCCAUUGUUUUAGGAUUUCCUUCUGUUGUUUGGUGCUUGCUCUGACUUCCACGUGCUGCUGGAUGACUUCAGGGCUCAGAGCAGGCCGUGGGUUCCCCCUAAAAACGGUGCAACACCAAAACUUUCCGUUGUUAACAGUUUAACAAUUUCCUAAUCACAUCUAGGGUAAGAAUUUUACUUACAAGGAAAAGUUGCAGUUGGAGGUGACUCUGAGCUCCUGGAAAAAAUGUAUCUUUAUUGUUUACAUAAAUUUUUUAUUCUCUUCCCACGUUCCAGGGAUUAUUUGUAUAUAUCCUCAGUCUAAUGACUCCCUCAAGAAUUGAGCAGUACUCAUCAUUUUCCAAACCUUUCAUUUUGUGAUAACUGCAGGAUUAGACUCGCAGUGAUUCUUAGCAAUCAAAUGAAAUUUCUAAUUACCCAGAGAAGUUCUAAUUAGUCUCAUAGAAAUAAUCAACAUUUAUACCCCGUAUUCCAUUCCAGUGCUGUGCUUCAGAAGUGCAGCACCCAGAUAUCCCCCAGCUGAACAAAUUCCACUGCACAAGAGCAUCCUCUGGGUGCACCUCUGCUCUGAAGUAUUUACACUUGGUGAAAUGGAUUUUUUUAUCCAGAUUAUUUUUCUCAGUUUCCCUCGAGUUUCAGCGUUUCUCACCUCCCCAAACCACAAUAAACACAUCUAAUAAUAAA
This is a messenger RNA of Catharus ustulatus (Swainson's thrush), 3612 nucleotides long. It is a transcript of the gene DNAAF2, whose product is annotated as dynein axonemal assembly factor 2. The record is from RefSeq and is a predicted model, not a curated record. Gene Ontology annotation, cellular component: cytoplasm. NCBI's taxonomy places the organism in Eukaryota, Metazoa, Chordata, Aves, Passeriformes, Turdidae. The transcript is spliced from 3 exons. Bases 348 to 2927 code for a protein of 859 amino acids. Gene Ontology annotation, biological process: axonemal dynein complex assembly.